Molecule: messenger RNA, 1943 nt
Organism: Filobasidium floriforme
Lineage: Eukaryota; Fungi; Basidiomycota; Tremellomycetes; Filobasidiales; Filobasidiaceae
Exons: 1
Coding region: 127-1842 (571 amino acids)
Source: RefSeq, a predicted model, not a curated record
AAGGACGAGGUGUUGGCCAGAGUGAGUAUAGAUGCAUAUCGAUCUGAUAUGUAGUCGAGCUGAAGGUGGGAUGUCAUUUUUCCGGCGCAGAUACCUGACGACCUGGUGGACCUGGUACAGAACGCCAUGCGCACGGUACUUCUACCUUCAACGCCAUUCCCGCCAUUCCGAUCGAGCGCUUCCAACUUCAAGGCGGGCGGGCUUCCGCCGAGUCGGAGCUGGGAUUCGCGACGCCCAUCCUUGCCGGCCACGCUCAGCACUUGGGGAGGCUCGACUCCGAAUCUAUCGGCGGGUUCCAUCUCCAACCCGUCCUCUCAGCGAUCACUCAUCGACGAAGCCCGAAUUCAGACUAUCGUAUUCGACAUCUUGGCUCUUCCGACUGUGCCCAACACGCGCGAACUGCUGAUCGAGUGGAUCCGCCGGACUCGCAGGCGGCGACUAGUUGACGCCACGGGAUGGUGGGUCGCGAUGGACGAAGAGCAAAGCGGAGUCGACGUUGUCGAUGCGGCGCUCAACCUCAUCGAGUCUGGUUGCAUGGACAAGCAUCACUUUCACCUUGUGUCGGUAUUCGAGCAGGUCCGUCAAGCUUUCCUGCUACCUGAACGAUCUGAUAGAGUGGUCAGGAGGAUCAAAGCCAUUCGUCAGGCUGCGCUGAGAUCGCAAGAGGAGAACGACAGAUGGCGACGAAAGAAGGCAACUCCAGUCAAAGCUGUCCCAGACGAGCAGCCUGUCGUCGUCCAUGAACCUGUCAAGUCUACUGGCUUCGUUAUCAUGCGACCUAUGGCUAUCCGAAGCGGUACCGCGCUACAGCUCGUAACCGAUAUGCCGCCGCCACUACCUUUGGGCGCAGCUCUGCCGCCUCUGACAGAGUCGCUACCAGUGCAAUCGAGCGAAGACGGCUCGGAAACGAGUCCUUCUCCACCGGUGACCAGAGAAGCAUCUGAUCCUGAACAGCCGGGGAAUAACGAAUCAGAACCGAGUACAGCGGUACAAGAUACGUUUGUCGUGCGAGACCUCGCCAGCGAAUUCAAAUCUGAGGCCGCUCUUCCCAGUCCGCUCGAGAUGCCCCAGCAAACCACCCGACAUCGCAAGGGAAUGAGCAAGAUGUCGGUAUUUUCUUCCGAAACAGCAUUGGAGAUGGCAUCAAUCUUUGCCACUCGAGAUUCAGCGUCCCGCACGUCUCAUCGGUCAUUGACGUCACCUGAACCUGAGACCGAGCCGAUCCCUAAGCUGUCGACGCUGGCGGAAGAAUCACCUCGGCUGACGUCUGAAACCGAUCCCAUUGACGGUCUCAAAACGCAUUCGCCGGCAAGAAGCAGAUUGCAGAGUGUUCCCUUGUCGGACGAGGUACUGUCGGAUGGCGAGACUGUGGCACGGGAAUCGUUCGACGUCGACGUAGAUGAAGGAGAAAUUUCGCCGUUUCCCAAGGCUACUUCGCCUCCACGGCCGAUCCCGGAUCGAAGCACUAGCUUGCAGCAAAAUAUGCCCUCUACUUCCACCCAACCGAACUCUCCGAUUACACCUGCUCUCGGAUCGAUCUUGAAACGCACUCCGGCAGCCACGCCAGACCCGAGCCGCUUCGUUUUAACGAUGCCCUCGACGUUGUCGCAAGUCUUGAAUCUCUUCGAGCCUGGAACGAGCAAUCUCGCUGCAGGUCUUAGCCCGGGCAUGCUCGAGAUUGAGCUUUUGAGGAUUAUCGAGUCGGAACGACAAAAAGUCUCGCUUCAGGGCCAAGCUUGGAGCCGACAAGAUACCGUGCGAGUGGGUUGGCUCCUAGAGGAGAUUCGGUCGACAGUGAGUCGUGGCGAUCCCGAAAGAUCUAUCUUUCUUGCACACUACUAACGGUCUUCGCAUUGUGCAGCUUGGUCUCCCUCAGAUCGACCACAUCUUCGACCGGGUCCGAUGCUCCUUGGUCUCUCACUGUUUGGAGUCCAGCGCCACCG